AUGAAGGGAGUGAGUCUUGCUAUCCUGUGCUGCGUCCUGGCGGCGGCCUCGGCGAACAAUGGGCGAGGAUCCACCAGGUUCUUCGGCACCGGGGGACACCAAAGCCCCAGCCAGUGUAGGUACUGGUGCAGGAAUCCUGAGAACCAAGUGUACUGCUGUGAGAACACCUUUGAGCCCGAGGGCCCCGUCGGCACCAAGCCUCUCAACUGCCCCAUCGUGCGCCCCACAUGCCCGUUCAACGUGCGCGGCCUGCGCCCCAUCACCUGCUCCAACGACUAUAGGUGUGGCGGAGUUGACAAGUGCUGCUUCGACAGGUGCCUGCAGGAACACGUGUGCAAGCCCCCCUCCUUCUUCGGCUGA
Molecule: messenger RNA, 360 nt
Organism: Penaeus indicus
Lineage: Eukaryota; Metazoa; Arthropoda; Malacostraca; Decapoda; Penaeidae
Exons: 2
Coding region: 1-360 (119 amino acids)
Cellular component (GO): extracellular region
Molecular function (GO): peptidase inhibitor activity
Source: RefSeq, a predicted model, not a curated record